Messenger RNA from Elephantulus edwardii (Cape elephant shrew), 930 nucleotides. RefSeq names its product olfactory receptor 2G3-like. The record is from RefSeq and is a predicted model, not a curated record. Gene Ontology annotation, cellular component: membrane. The transcript has a single exon. Lineage: Eukaryota; Metazoa; Chordata; Mammalia; Macroscelidea; Macroscelididae. Gene Ontology annotation, biological process: G protein-coupled receptor signaling pathway. Bases 1 to 930 code for a protein of 309 amino acids. Gene Ontology annotation, molecular function: olfactory receptor activity; G protein-coupled receptor activity.
AUGACCAACAGUAGUUUCAUAGGAGACUUCAUCCUGGUGGGCUUCUCUGACCAGCCCCAGCUGGAAAAGACACUCUUUGUGAUUGUCUUGGUGUCUUAUAUUCUUACACUUGUGGGAAACACAGUCAUUAUUUCAAUCUCUUCCAUAGACCCCAAACUUAAAACACCCAUGUACUUUUUCCUUACUCAUCUCUCACUAGUUGAUAUCUGUUUUACCACCAGUAUUGUUCCCCAGCUGCUGUGGAACCUAAAAGGACCAGCCAAAACCAUUACAAUCCUGGGUUGUGCUGUUCAGCUCUAUGUUUCCUUGUCCUUGGGCUCCACUGAGUGUGUACUUUUGGCUGUGAUGGCUUUUGAUCGCUAUGCAGCUGUUUGUAAACCACUCCACUAUUCAGCUGUGAUGAACCCACGCCUGUGCCAGGCUCUGGCUGGGGUUGCAUGGCUGAGUGGAAUGGGAAAUGCUCUCAUCCAAGGCACAAUCACCCUCUGGCUGCCUCGCUGUGGGCAACGAAGGCUCUAUCACUUCUUCUGUGAGGUACCUUCUAUGAUUAAACUUGCAUGUGUGGAUAUACAUGCCAAUGAAGUCCAGCUCUUUGUUGCUUCACUAGUAUUGCUCCUUUUACCCUUGUCACUGAUUUUACUGUCCUAUGCAUUUAUUGGCAGAGCAGUCAACAGGAUUGGGUCAGUCCAGGCCUGGCACAAAGCACUGGGCACAUGUGGCUCUCACCUAAUAGUAGUUUCCCUCUUCUAUGGGACCAUCACAGCUGUCUAUAUUCAGCCCAAUAGUUCUUAUGCCCACACUCAUGGGAAAUUCCUCUCCCUGUUCUAUACAGUAGUGACUCCUAGCCUCAAUCCUCUCAUAUACACUUUGAGAAAUAAGGAUGUGAAAGGAGCACUGAGAAGACUAUUUAACAGAGAUCCAAGCCUAUGA